AUGCAUUUGUCAAAGCUGUUGAGUGAAGCAUUACUGAUUGUAGAGAGCAAAAAGAGACUGGUCGGCAAAAUGAUUGUUGUUCAGGUCCGUCAUGUCUGCACAACAGAAGUACGACCAGCAAGUUACAUCCAUCAAUCUACGAAUGAUCAUAAGCGGAUUGAUCUAAAUCCAUGGGAUAUAGUUAAUUUGAGAUUUCCAUAUAUGCAAAGGGGUUUUCUCUUCGAUAAGUCACAAUCUUCACCUAAGCAAGCAGACAAAGAGGCGAACAAGAACAUUAUAAGUCAUUUGAGAACUUCUUUGUCGUAUGCACUUGAUCAUUUCUUUCCUUUAGCUGGUCGUCUUGGCAUCGAGAAACAUGAAGAUGAUAACACGAUCUCCAUUUAUAUCAACUGCAACUCUGAGGGUGCAGAGUUCAUUCAUGCAACUGCAGACAUAUCAAUAGACGACAUUGUCUCACAGACCUAUACUCCUGCAAGCAUAAUAGAUCCACUGUUUUCUCUCAACGGGGUAAUGAACUUCGAAGGUCUGUCUCUUUCUUUGCUCUCUAUUCAAAUAACUGAACUACUUGACGGUGUGUUCAUAGGGUGCAGUGCUAAUCAUUCGGUAUGUGAUGGUACAUCAUUUUGGCAUUUUAUUAAUUUAUGGUCUGAGAUCUCUAGAUCUUCCAACAAUCAUACUCCAUGUCCUCUUCCGGUUUUCAAGCGUUGGUUUAUCAAAGACACAGACUGCCCUAUCCAUCUUCCGUCUUGUUUGGCUGAUGAAUUUUUGACAGCAAGUAAUGCGAAGGCUAAUUCGGAAAUAAAAUCUGAUAAAAAACGAAAAGCAGUAAUCUCUUCGUUACAAGCUGUAUUAGCUCACAUUUGGAUAGCUGUAUUACGUGCUAGAAGGACUUUAAAUAACAAUUACAGCGAAAAUGGAGAAACUUUGUUUGGAUUUAUGAUGAAUAAUAGAACCAAAUUGAUUCCACCUUUGGCAGAGUCAUAUUUUGGCAACUCAGUAUCCUUCGCGCAUGUAACUGCAACUGACGGUGAGGUGCUUAAAAAGGGAUAUGGGUUCUUAGCUUCGUUGUUGAACGAGGUGGUUAACUCUAACAGUGAUGAAAAGAUUAGAAGUACUUUCGAAACGAGAACAGAAAAACCUGUGAUAGUUAAUUCUGGUGAUGAGGCAGGAAUUAUGAAGAAAAUCUUAGUGGCUGCGGGUUCUCAUAGAUUCAACAUGUAUGGAAACGAUUUUGGUUGGGGCCGACCUAUUGCUGUGAAAACUGGUGUCCGUGGGAAAUCAAACGGAGCAACAUUUGUGAAUCAAGGGCCAGUUGAAGGAAGUAUUGACAUUGAAAUCUGCCUUCCAAUUGAGGUUUUUAAGGCCAUGGAAAAUGAUGCUGAAUUCAUGGAUGCUUUCUCUUGUUAA
Papaver somniferum (opium poppy) is the source of this 1407-nucleotide messenger RNA. RefSeq names its product protein ENHANCED PSEUDOMONAS SUSCEPTIBILTY 1-like. The transcript is spliced from 2 exons. The record is from RefSeq and is a predicted model, not a curated record. NCBI's taxonomy places the organism in Eukaryota, Viridiplantae, Streptophyta, Magnoliopsida, Ranunculales, Papaveraceae. Bases 1 to 1407 code for a protein of 468 amino acids.